AGAUGAAAUGCCUAACACAGGAAACACAAACACAUGGACAUAAACAGUGACAUUCGCACAAGAAAUCCAUACGCCGUCUAUCAUCAUCAAUCAGACCUCGAGCUGUCGACAAAAAGAGAAGGGUGUCCUUCACAAGGGAAAUCACACCUGUGGGCUUCUUUAGUCUUGACAACAUUGAGAGAAGCAUGUAUGGAAUCUGAUGCCUGACGACCAUGAAGGCAUGUUAACGCACGGGAGAAUCCUUCAGCCUUUUCUCACUCUGGAUCUAAAGGAUUAAUGAAAGACGGAGGACUGAUACCAGAUUAAGUGGAACAUGAUGCCGCCCAAACCCCCGAGGACAAAGUAUUUGAUGAAGUCUUCCAUCACUGCCUCCUGCGACGCCACACAGCCGACCUACGAAGCACCGAUGGAGCCCAAACCUUCAAGUCCAACGCCCACCCUCACCAGCUCUAAUGAUGUCCAACAGUCUGUCUAUAAAGAACCAGAUUCACUAUUGGCGCCCAAACCUUCAAGUCCAACAUCUACCAUCACCAGCUCCAAUGACGUCACACAGUCGCCCUACGAAGACGUAAACGCGACCAAACCUACAAGUCCGACGUCCACCAUCAUCAGCUCUAAACACGUCCCACAGUCGGCCUAUGAGGACCUGGAUGCACAUAUGGCACCCAAACCCUCAAGUCCAAAGUCCACCAUCACCAGCUCCUUUGACGUCCCGCAGUCGAUCUGCGAAGACUUGGAUGCUCCGAUGCCUACUGUCACAGAUGGAAGCCAUUCGGAUGUUAAUGUCAAGCCUGUACCUCGUCCCAGGUCUAGAAUACAACCCAAGUCUGAGCUUAACAACAACAACACUGUUGACUCUUCAGACACAACUAGCGAUACAACCGAUGCAGUGAGUUCCCAACUCAAUGAGCGUCCUGCAGACUUUAAGACGCCUGGUCCCGUUCGUCCUCCUCCACGACCGCCGCUGAGCAAAUAUAUGACCUCCAGAAAACCCACAACAGCAGUCUAUGAAGGCAAUCACUAUAUGAUUUCACAAUAUGAGCCAAAUGUUAGGACUGCAGCUGUCAGUCCUGAGAGAAAACCACCUUCUCCAGGGCCGGCACGCCCGCCUCCUCCCUGCAUCGAUUACGCAAGCCGUUCUAAAAUGAAGCUACCCUCUGUGAAAAAGAGCUCAACUGAUGAAUCCACAAACACCUACAUCAGCUUCAUACAACCCUCUUCAACUGUUUCUGAUGGAGAGGUCACAUACAGCCCAGACAGACCUGCAGUUCCGCCUCGGAUCUGGGCUUCCUCCCUGACUCGCUCUAAGUCGAUGCCUGUAACCUCGCCUACACAGACCAGACCACCCCCGCCUUGUUUCACCCCGCCUCCCCCACCUUCAAUAAACUCAGAUUCGGAGUCGAUGUACAGUGAGAUCGAGCACUACCUGGACGUCCUGCCAGAGGAUGAAGAUAAGAUAACUGUGACUUCAGACAGGCCAACGUUUCGCUACCAGAGUGGCAUCUCCACUUCUCGUCAACCGUCCACAGACGACAAAGAGGACAUUAUCGGGAUGUGUAGAUGGUUGAAAAGAGUCUCAAAAUCUGACUGCAUGGCUCCGUCACUGUAUGGCCUCAGUAUAGAGGAGGAAAUCAGGUCAUUCAACGAGAGAGCGAUGAAUGUGAAAAAGGCCCUGCGUCUCUACAACCUCCUGAUGAUGAAACGCAGCGACUGCAUGAAGAACAUCAUCACAGAGUUCAGCACCAUCUCAGAGAGCAUGGACAAGAUGCGGAAGAAAACCAAAACCAUGGACAUCGCCGGAGGAACCACGGGCGCUGUGGGAGGAGUGACCGCGGUCCUGGGCAUCGCCUUCGCUCCGAUGACCUUGGGGGCCUCGCUGAUCGCUACAGCUGUUGGAGCCGGCAUGUUGGCGUCCGCUGGAGGCAUGGGGGCCCACACUGCAAAGACCAACAAGAAGAAGGUGGUGAACAGGAUGACAGUGGAGAAACUAGUGUACAACUACAAGGAAAAUGUGGUCGAGCCGGAGCUUUGUCUGGGUUUUAUCCUCUCUGGGAUGAACGAGCUACGGAGGCACGAUAUCGCCAGGAUUCAGAGGGCCGGAGCCCAGACUGACGCUCUGAAAGUGGCACAUCUGGCACAGACGGUGUUUAACAUGAACUACGAUAGGAGGUUGUCGGUUCCACACACGGGAGGGAUGGCAUCUGAGAGACUGCUGCUGGCGUUUGCAAAAGAUAUGGAUCUGUAUUUCACAGAGAAGGAAGGGCAGAAGCUGAAGAAGUCCAUUAAGAGCAAGUUUUCCGGUAGAGUUCGUCUGCUGUCGGAAAAUCUGCAGGAGGAACUGAACCAGAUGAUUCGCCUCUGGGAGAAGUUUGGUUGAAUCAAAAUACUGUGUGUGUGUGUGUGUGUGUGUGUGUGUGUGUGUGUGUGUGUGUGUGUGUGUGUGUG
Messenger RNA from Trematomus bernacchii (emerald rockcod), 2445 nucleotides. Its product is annotated as pollen-specific leucine-rich repeat extensin-like protein 1. Bases 314 to 2377 code for a protein of 687 amino acids. Lineage: Eukaryota; Metazoa; Chordata; Actinopteri; Perciformes; Nototheniidae. The record is from RefSeq and is a predicted model, not a curated record. Gene Ontology annotation, cellular component: membrane; extracellular region. The transcript has 17 exons. Gene Ontology annotation, biological process: lipid transport; lipoprotein metabolic process. Gene Ontology annotation, molecular function: lipid binding.